GAGGAUGCACAUUGUUAUUUAACUUCGUUAACUAUCACAAUAUGGGACAGUGAUGUGACAGAGCCUCCCUGGUGGACUCUCGCCGGUAGAUUCUCAUGAGAUUCUGACAAAUGGGCUGCAGCCAGGCAAAGGAGGCUUUGCCCUUGGUGUUUAUUGUCACACGCCAUGGCUACUCACAGGUGAUUGUGCUGGAGUGCCUGAAUGAGGUGGGGCCAGACACACACGGUGAAUGCACCGGUCCCUCUCGUCAGCCCGGGCUCCUUUGACCUCAUCACACGAACAGCAAACAUGAGCCGCUCGCCAAUCUGGUCCAAAACUGGCUUCAGGAAGCAGUGCUGCCGGGUGUGCCUUAGCACCUCAGCAUGAGGACUGCAAUUCCACAAAACGACAGGCGGUGGUAGUGUUUAAUUUGUUUUCAGUUUUGACGGCGUGGAGGAAACUUUUACUUCCUGAUUGGACCUCAUGGACCGUACGCGAAGAAGAGAGGCGGUUGGUUUCAAUGAAUGGAGGUGAGACGGUGGCAGUCAGAGGGGUUCGUGCAUGUUUCAGGAAGUUGAGCUGCACUAGAGAUGUAAUUUUGAGACUGGGUAUCCAUGAAACUCCAUGGUGGAGGCCCUACCAUUCCUCUGUGACUCUGCUGUGCUCAAGAGAAGAUGGCUCCAGACCUGGGGAGAGGUGGUGGCGCGGUGCUCCGGACUCCACCGAACACAGCGUCAUGGAAACGACGCCCACUAGGGGGCAGCAGAGGUCAGACGGACGGAAAGCCACACAGAGGCCUUUCUCAAAGAGAGGAUCCCCCGGGAAGCCGGCCCACUCGGGGAAGGGACCCGCGUCCUACAGCAGGAUCCCGUCUGACCUCCAGCGCCUGAGUCAGGAAGACUUCCCCCAGACGCAACAGAGGCUGGAGGUGCUGUUUGGCGUGGCGCCCUGCCUGCUGGCUCUCACUCAGGGCCGGAGGAGGGCGCGCAGGCUGUUUGUGAAAGAGACCAGUGCCCCCCAGAGGGCUGCUGUGCAGCAGGUGUGCGAGGAGGCCCAGAGGCAGCGGGUUCGAAUCCAGCUGGUCAGCAAGAAGGAGCUGGACAAGCUGUGCGAAGGCCGAGUACACCAGGGCCUGUGUCUGGAGGCCAGUCCCCUGGAUUACCUCAGAGAGGAGGACACUGCAGGAACGCACGGCGACAGCGCCGAGACCCCCCUGUGGCUGGUCCUAGACGGCGUGCAGGACCCCAUGAACCUUGGGGCCAUCCUCCGCUCUGCAUAUUUUCUGGGGGCAGACAGGAUCAUCAGCAGCAUUCACAAUAGCUGUCCCUUGACUCCGGUUGUGAGCAAAGCCAGCUCUGGGGUGAUGGAGGUCAUGGGAGUGUAUGGCUGUGACAGCCUGCCUGACAUGUUGAAGGUGAAGGUGAGGCAGGGCUGGCAGGUGGUUGGCACGGUGGGGGUUGCGGAGGUGGACACGGACGUCCCCGUCCUCCGCUGUUCCGAUUUCCAGCUCACCAAGCCCACGCUGCUGCUGAUAGGCGGCGAAGGUGACGGCCUGUCCCUGGAGCUGCGCCGGCUGUGUCAGGCCCUGCUGACCAUCCUCCCCUCCAGAGAGCUGCACCCAGGUGUGGAGUCCCUCAAUGUCUCUGUGGCGACAGGCAUUCUUUUGCACACGCUGCUGUCGUCACGGAGACCAGCGCGUCGAUGACCGGCGCGAGGUGUUUGCUUUGGACGCACUCCCAGCUCCUCAGUACAGUACUUAGACCGGAUUACAGCAUCAAUUAGCGAUCUGCGCAGCGGAGGCCCGGGAUUGAUUGAGCAUUUUAAUGCAUCCGAGACGCGGGGGCCUGGAGCAGAGGCCGGCCUCGGACCGCCACGCAGCGUCGGCACGUUGCCACGGACGUGUGUCGCCACAACCCGGGACAGUGGUCUCCCCAGCAACUACGGGACAGUGGCAACACCACGAAUCUGAGUCCUCGACUUGCAUGGAUGCUUAUUUGAUACCCGCAUUCUCUGUAAUACUUUAGGUGCCAUUUUUUAUUACGACUGUUUGCUGCUUCUCUGAUUUCAUUCUUAAUUCAAUUGUCUGAUCAUGAAUGUGAUUUUUUUGCAUUUGUGGUUUUUGAUGAGUGUACUGUUGCUCUCAGAAAAAGUAAAUAAAGGGCCAGGAAA
Molecule: messenger RNA, 2148 nt
Organism: Megalops cyprinoides (Indo-Pacific tarpon)
Lineage: Eukaryota; Metazoa; Chordata; Actinopteri; Elopiformes; Megalopidae
Gene: mrm1
Product: mitochondrial rRNA methyltransferase 1 homolog (S. cerevisiae)
Exons: 7
Coding region: 500-1684 (394 amino acids)
Biological process (GO): rRNA methylation
Cellular component (GO): mitochondrion
Molecular function (GO): RNA binding; RNA methyltransferase activity
Source: RefSeq, a predicted model, not a curated record